UUUAAAUGCGAAUUUACGUCCUUGUAUAGCUACGCUCACAUACAUACACACAUACAUGCGAAUAUGCGUGCAUAUGUAUGUAGGUACAUAUGUAUGUGAAGGUAGCAUAAUGAUGGAACGUUUUAUAUAAUUAGACUAACAACGAACACGAAUAAAUAAGAAGCGCAAAAACAAGGUGAAUAAAUAAGGACAUACCUAAGGACACGCAUAUGUCGAAAAUGUCACAUUCCUUGGUUCUGUGAUCGUAUUUAUAGUUUUAUGGAGGACACAAAAUGAAUAAUUUACCACAUAUAUCGACGUUUUAUUCUUAGUACGAAUCUUGUGAAUGGCCCCAGAAGUAUUUCCUAUUGUCAGAUCAUCAAUGUGUGUUGGAAAUCGGUUCGCUUCUUUUACACUAAUCAAGAUAAAGCGAUGACAAUUAAAAUUGCUGCAUGAUGAUUCUCACAAACUUUUUACUUCCGACACCGUCCGAAUCACAAUUCGACCUGCCACAACUUUAAUUCUCCAACAAUUUAGUUAUCAUAAAACCUCCUGCUGAGAUUUUACGAAAAUGCACGCCAAUGCUGCUUCUGACCGUGGAGGAGCAGGAGGAUCAUGGAGACUUCCACCGGAUGAGACAUUACAGGUUCAAGAUUCAAAGCAGAAAGAUCAAGACUUUGAUUUGGAUGAAGGACACAACUGGCGCAGUAUUAUCUUCUCUCUAUUAGUUAUUAGUUUCGUAAUAGCUGGUAUAAUAACUGCUAUAUAUUUACUGGGAUAUGUGGACGAGCUUUUAUAUUGGUCGGGUCGAAGAAUGAUUCUUGAUGAAUAUCUACAAGGAGAGCUGACGCCAACAAGAUUGCCCCCAUCUUGGGUGACAACGAAAAAAUAUGUAUUUCAAUCCGACGACGGAGGGCUUUCCCUAUUGGAUACAACAGUUAAUUCAAUAAACAUUUUAGUUACAAACCAUACCAUUCGUCAACUAAAUGUGCGGGGAUAUCAAUGCUCGCACGAUCUUAAAUAUGUCCUGUUCAGGCAUAAUGUAAAAAAAAUAUUUCAGAAAUCUUUCACUGCGUUUUACACAAUCUAUGAUGUAGAUAAUGACCACCAUAUGCCAGUGAAGUUAAAAGACUCAUCAAAGGUGCAAAGAACCCGACUUCAAUAUGCUGCCUGGCUGGGAAAUACAACUUCAAUCAUUAUUGUUGCUGACAAUGAUAUAUUUGUAAGACAAUCUCCUUCGAUGGAAGAGGAUAUAAGGAUAACAAUGACAGGGCAAGAUAACAAUAUUUAUAAUGGAGUUCCUGAUUGGCUUUACCAGGAGGAAAUUUUUGAUAUUCCGGAAGCAAUUUGGUCGUCAACUGAUGGAAGUCACUUUAUUUUCGCCUCAUUUAAUGAUACUCACGUCGGGAUGAUGACAUAUCCAUGGUUAUCAUCUGGUGCCAUUAUUGCUGGUAGCGGUAUGUCAUCGGGGAGCUCAUUUCCUGAGACUAAAAAUGUUCGGUACCCUACGCCCGGCACUGCCAAUCCUGAAGUUCAGCUAUGGAUAGUCGACAUAACAAAUUUUAUGUCAAUAGUGAAAAUGAAAUUAAGACCUCCACCUUCCUUAAAUGAACAAGAUUAUUACAUAACAUCAGCUGGUUGGGUAGCCGGUAGCAAUAAUCAAGUAUCUGUCGUUUUUAUGAUACGUUCUCAAAAUUAUACUAUAAUCGCGACAUGCGCAAAAGAUUUAAAUUGGAUAUGUGCAGAAAUUCAUUCCGAGCGCGCGCCUGAAGAUGAGUGGCUAGAUAUUUUUCCACAUCCCGUUUUUGCUCCCGACGGAAACAGUUUCUUACUGCUCGCUGGUGUUCAGGAAUCAGGAAAUGACCAUUUCACCCACAUUAAACACAUCACUAUAUCACAGCAGAGAAUUUCGGUUAUAUCCCAUGGCCGAUAUGAGGUUCUAAAAAUCUUGUGCUGGGAUACAACGAAUCAUGUGGUGUAUUAUCUGGCUACUCAAGAUAAAAAGCCUGGUCAAAGACAUUUGUAUUCCGUAAAAGAUCCUGUUCAUGAUGAUACCAGAAAAAGCGAACCUCAAUGUAUUACUUGCGACUUGGGCGAAGCUCUAUGGAGUAGUAGAUAUUAUUAUACAAAUUGUUCUCAUUUUGACGCCUUUAUUACACCAGCAACUGGUUUAGCAACGAACUAUGGAAUUGAUUUCUACAUCCUCGAGUGUCAAGGUCCAGGAUUACCGGUCUCAGGGGUGCACACACAAAAGACUCACAGCCUUGUGAAAAUUUUGUAUGAUACACGACCAUUCUACACGGAAAGGUUACAAAAACUCGCCUUACCAAUUCAGAGAUCAUUUGAGAUUCCAUUGCCGCACGGUAGCCGGGCACAAGUGCAGUUACUUUUGCCACCCAGCUGGAGAGAAGAACUCCGGGACGCAGCAUUUCCUGUUGUUGUUGAAGUAAACGGCCGUCCGGGCUCUGAGUCUGUUUCCGAGAAGUUUAGAAUAGAUUGGGGUACAUACAUGUCCUCCAGAAAUGAUGUUAUUUAUGUGCGUUUGGAUGUUAGAGGAGCAAAAGGUCAAAGCAAAAAAUCUUUAUAUCGCCAUUUGGGGGGAGUGGAAGUUCAGGAUCAAAUAUCUGUUUUGAGAUAUCUAUUGGAUACCAUCAGUUUUUUAGAUGAAACGAGAGUUGGUAUUUGGGGCUGGGGAUAUGGGGGAUAUGUUACUUCAAUGGUUUUAGGAACGCAACAAGACGUCUUCAAGUGUGGCAUAUCGAUCUCCCCUAUCGCAGAUUGGCUUUAUUAUAAUUCUGCCUUUACUGAACGCAUAUUAGGUCUACCUGCUGAAAACUAUAAAGGAUAUGUAGAAGCUGAUGCAACGCAACGUGCUCGACUAAUUAAAUCGAACUCUUUCUUUUUGAUUCACGGCUUAGCGGACUCUACUGCACCGUAUGUGCAUGGUGUACAACUAGCUAAAUCAUUAACUGAAGCAAAUAUCUUAUAUCGUUAUCAGACUUAUGCUGAUGAAGGCCACGAUCUAAAUGGAGUGUUAGAGCAUGUGUAUUCCUCUAUGGAGCACUACUUUGCCGAGUGCCUAAGCUUGGAUCCCGAUGAUACAAAGCCUGAUUUGGAACAAAAUAUGGUACCUGCUGAAUAGCGGGCUUAAAAAUCUUCGAAAUGUAUAUAGAAUAGGCUAAUUAUUAUAAUAUUACACAGAACUUGAACUGUUAUACCAAUACGAUUAGAUACACUGGUUGUUUUCCAACGAAGGACAUUUAAAACUCGUAAUAUGGCUCACGUAAUGCUUCGUACUUAAAAAUAUAAAAUACAUAAAUCACAUGAUUUCGAGUUGUGCAAAUUAUCUCUUAAUCGAUGAUUAUAUUGUGCAGAAUGUACAUUUUUAUACAUAUAUAUAUAUAUAUAUAUAAUUUUUUUUUUUGUAAAAUCUUUAGUAUAUAUUCCUUCCAAAGAGCCCCAUUCGCUUUGGAGCAAAUUACAUGCUUCCUUUUCCAGACCUUCCUUAAUAUAUAGUUAAAUAAUGUAAUAAGUAUAUACAGCUUUAUUUGUCUAUCAUCACCAGUUUGUACAAUAUUUAAAGAAUAUGGCAGUGGUUUUAACAUUUUAUACUGCUUUCAGUAAGCUCUUAAAAUCAUACAUAUUUGAUCUUUUAGAUCGCUGAUAACCGGAACGAAAAAAAAACGUAUUAUCUAAAAAGGAAUUAAAAAGACAUAGCCUAAGUCGCUUGCGAAAACAAUUGAAA
This is a messenger RNA of Drosophila virilis, 3724 nucleotides long. RefSeq names its product dipeptidyl peptidase 4. Gene Ontology annotation, molecular function: serine-type peptidase activity; dipeptidyl-peptidase activity. The record is from RefSeq and is a predicted model, not a curated record. Gene Ontology annotation, cellular component: plasma membrane. Lineage: Eukaryota; Metazoa; Arthropoda; Insecta; Diptera; Drosophilidae. Gene Ontology annotation, biological process: proteolysis.